Perca flavescens (yellow perch) is the source of this 1800-nucleotide messenger RNA. It is a transcript of the gene tnfsf13b, whose product is annotated as TNF superfamily member 13b. Gene Ontology annotation, biological process: positive regulation of B cell proliferation; immune response. Bases 473 to 1255 code for a protein of 260 amino acids. The transcript is spliced from 6 exons. Gene Ontology annotation, molecular function: tumor necrosis factor receptor binding; receptor ligand activity. The record is from RefSeq and is a predicted model, not a curated record. Lineage: Eukaryota; Metazoa; Chordata; Actinopteri; Perciformes; Percidae. Gene Ontology annotation, cellular component: membrane.
UUCACUGUCACUUAUCUAACUGCCAACCUGUCUUUCCUGUUUUCGCUCUGCAACGAUCACAUGGGUUAUUUCUUAGAAUGUGGAUAAGCUGAGAUGUGUUCUAUCAUUUUGAGGGAGCAAGAUGAAGAGAAAGGGGAGAGAGAUUUGUCAAGGCUUCUGGUCAGGCAGGAAGCUUGGUGUGGUUAGCUGAGUGUAACCGUAGAGGGGAAGCUGUUUUGCCCUUUUUUGUACAGUAUCUAAUCUGCGUAGUCACUCAGACUCGACUGGAACCGUCUACUGAAGGACAAAGCGAGAGUUAGGGAAGUCAGUGGAGCUUUUAGAUAGACAUUAAGGUAACACUAGAGGCUUUAUAGACACCAUUGAUGACAGAAGCAAACAUCAACCAUUGCUAGCCCCAGUCUGUCAGAAGAGAGGCAGCGUAGUUCAAGCUUAAGACUUGUCAUGCUGCCAGUGUGAGCUUUCUGGAGAUUGUAUGGGCCCUGCGAUGGAUUGUGUGGAGCCUGGGACUGGAAAAAAGACAGGUGAAGGGAGGCUGUCCUGGCCAGUUUUCCUGCUGACGCUAGCUGCUGUCACCUCCUCUUCUCUUUCAGCUUUGUCCCUGUACCAACUGGUGGCCCUCAGAGCUGAGGUAGAGGGGCUCAAAUCAGAGGUUUGUCGCAGGAGAGAAGAGGGCCGAGAGGCCAAGCAUGCAGGCCAGACUGAGAAUAUCAGUUGGAGAAGCAGCCAAGAGUCCCUGCACCAACCUGGGUCUCAACAAACUUUCACCCUGAUAAGGAGGAGAAGAUUGGUCCCCGGAUCAGAGAAAAUAGUUUCUCAGCCUUGCCUGCAGUUGCUGGCAAACAAUAGCAGGAAAACCUUCCAGAAAGAAUAUAACGCGGAGCCGCACACAGGUAUCCCGUGGCAGGCUGGGCUGAGGAGAGGCUCUGCCCUGGAGGAAGACGGAGACAGCAUGUUAGUCAGAGAGGAGGGCUUCUACUUUGUGUACAGUCAGGUCUACUACAUGGACAGCACCUUUGCAAUGGGUCACGUGGUGAUCCGGAGGAAGAGGAAUGUGGUGGGAGACGAGCCUCAGUAUGUGGUCUUGUUCCGCUGCAUCCAGAAUAUGAACCCCGUUCACCCUUACAACACCUGCUACACAGGAGGUAUUGUGAAGCUGGAGGUCGGGGACCACUUGGAGCUACUGAUCCCUCGUUCCACAGCCAACGUGUCCCUAUAUGGAGAUGCCACCUUUAUGGGUGCUGUAAAACUGGCUUAAAAAUGUGUCACCUCAUUUCGGACCCGGGGGACACUGUUGUGGUGGGAAAGAGGUGCCAUAAUGGGAGCAAGAAUGGCACAGUUCUGGUGUCCUCGCCUGACCUAUGAGGUGAGAAGAAUACAGGAAGCAGACAUUUCAGUACAGCCUGAUGGGAAAUGCAGGGGACUAUGAGUUGAUGUCUUUACUCGUAAAAAUACAUCCACCUAGCUACAGCUGUAUUAUUUUCAUUUCUACAACAACAGAAUAAAGUCCUUUUUUUCCCUCAAAUAAUCACCAACACAUGGCAAGAUGUAACAUGUGAGACUUGACUUUGUCUGACUUUAAAGAGAUGUCUUACUUGUGUGUCAUUCUUAUGUUUUGAUCAAUAAUCUUUCCUACUAUAGCAGCAACAUUACUGAAAUUGUUCUCUACUGCUUUGUUAUUUUAGAUAUUUGAACAUAAUUAAUCUGAAUACCAUAACCUGAUUUACCUAAGUUUACCUAUAUAUGUCUAACUGAUAAACUAAAAAAUCAGAUUCAAUAAAGUGACAGUUCUUGCACAAGGAA